Molecule: messenger RNA, 870 nt
Organism: Encephalitozoon intestinalis ATCC 50506
Lineage: Eukaryota; Fungi; Microsporidia; Unikaryonidae
Product: anti-silencing protein 1
Exons: 1
Coding region: 1-870 (289 amino acids)
Biological process (GO): DNA replication-dependent chromatin assembly
Cellular component (GO): nucleus
Molecular function (GO): histone binding
Source: RefSeq, a predicted model, not a curated record
AUGGGAUACUUGAAGCUCAAAAGCGUUGAAGUUGAUAACACCGUAAGGAGAUUGAUGGACCCUCUCAAAUUCAACUUUCGGUUUGCAUGUUCUAAUGAAAUAAAGCGUGGAGUCGAGUUUGUCGUUUUGUACAACAUGGAUGUACACUCAGACGAAAAUGACCAGGUACUCGCAGAAAUCGAAGUUGCACCUAUACCUAAGGGGAAGAUCGAGUUUAGCAUUGAUGCAAAUGCCCCUGAUGUAGAUAGAAUACCGCUUGACGAACUGUUUGGAUUGACGUCUAUUCUCAUAAUUGGGAAGUACCAAGGACGGCAGUUUAUUAGAAUCGGCUAUAUUGUCGAUGUAAGCUACCCGGGAAUUCCUAGCAGUAAGCUUGUGAAGAAUGACGUUGAGGAGCCAUCAGAAGAGAUUGGAGAUAAGGAGGAAGAAGAAGAAGGAGAAGAAAGUUCUGAAGGAGAAACAGAGACCGAUGACUCAAGUUAUUUGGACAAGGAUGAAGAGAAAGAAGAAGAGACAGAGCCGAGAACAUUUAUGGAAGCUGUAGAAGAAGUAGUUAAAGAAGGAAAGGAAAGGGUGUUUGAAUCCGAAGGAAAAGAAGAAGAGAAAAAUGAAAAAGUAGAGUCGGAUUCCUACUCGGAGAUUAACAGAGAACUUAAUAAAGGUGUAGCGGAAGAAACAGAAAAAGAUGAUGAAGAUAAAGAUAUAAUCGAAUACUGUGGCUACAAGAUCGAUAAGAAGCAAAUCGAGGUGAAGCUUAUGGAUCCUCCCGUAAUCAAUCUAUUUGAGAUAGAAUGGGAGGAAGAAACUUUUGAUAAGGAGAAGUCUAAGGAUAGCGAUGAAGCUCCUGUGAAGAAGCAAAAAGUUGAAUAA